CACUCUGCCGUAACGAUGUCUACAUAUUUCUACGAGUUGCCUACCACUGGCGCGAUAUUCUUUACCGGAAUAUGCGAUGACCGUUCGGCCUUGUAUACGGCCGAGGUUGCACAAGCGACAGAGGCUCGCGCUAACCUACGCGCAGCUCUGAAGGAGAGUAAGCGUGCGGACGAUGGCGGCAAGGAUUACCUGAAAUUGGUCAAAGUACUCGACGACUAUCUCCCGCAAUUAUAUAGCAUAUUAAAUUGCCUGGAGUAUGGAGAGCUCGUGUUGAAGACGGAGCCAAUGUUUAGCUGGCGCACCACGCUAUCCUCGUCUGUCUUCCACAACUCACCACGCAUCUCGAUACCGACCUUAUCCACUGAGCUGAUCUUCACCUUGUUGACUUAUGCCUUCGCCCUAUCAAACCUCGCUCGAACUGUGGUCCAUUCACUUGGAGAAUACGAGAAAGACCGUGCUAUCUCUGAUGCGGAGAGAAAAGUGAAGGAUGAACGCCUUGGCUUCGCUGUCACGCUGCUAUGCAAAGCCGCUGGGGUCUUUGAGUACAUCGCAAAAGACUGCUUGGCGGAAUGGGAGCGAGAGCGAGAGCGAGUGCUAGCCGCUGGUUUAAACUGUCCGCGUCCUCCAGAUCUGAGCAGAGAAGUCAUAGUCGGGCUAAGCAAAAUGGCUCUAGCCGACGCGCAAACACUUGCCAUUCGGAAACUUCUCUCUAAAUCAGCGUUUGACAGCGCACUCACCCCUGGUCCUCCUCUUCCCAAGUCACAUCCUUCUCCAGUGCUCAUCGCUAAGUUGCAUCUCGAAUGUGCAGCCCUCUAUUCCUCUGCCAGGUCUCUUGCGAAGAUGCCAGGUGACUAUCGCCCUGCGUCUGGCAAGAGCAAGAUACAUCUGCACAUCGGCAAAUCCAAGGAUCGGGAUAGCGCGGUCAGAGAUGAAGGUGGAGAGGAAGUUGCGCCCGAGUUGCGCAGAUACCUCGCUGAGGAAGCAGCAUUCCACGCUGCCCUCGCCCGCAAAUGGUUGGGGGUCGAUGCCGGAGAAAAUGGUGACACGGCGAAAGGCGGCAUAGCGGUAGCUUUUCUCGCGUGGGCCAAGAAAGAGUUAGAGGACCUCAAGAGCGGCACAGGUGUGUUGAACUCGGAUCGGGAGAAAGAGAUGCGGGAACGAAGAAGGGACAAAGUCACGCAGGAAUUGGAAAGUGUGAAUGUAUUUCUUAGAGGUUACAAAAAUAUGAAUGAUACGGUUGCAUUUCAACCCGUCCCACCGCAAUCGGAGUUGCAGGCAGCCAUUCCCGCAGGACGUCUGGCAGUGACUGUGCGACCGUACGCGAAGCCUACUCCUGCAUUUGGCCCUGGCUCGGUUGAAUAUAUCCGACGACAGGCGGAGCAGCUUGAGCUUGCAGAGCUUAUGAGCGAAGAGGAUGUGAAGACCCACCAUAUCACAGAUACUGUGAGCUCUCAAACUGCUGGUUCCUAUGCUGGAGAAGGCUCGUACUUUUAAAGUCUCUUAUGUAGCAAUAUUCCACGCAAUUUAACUCAUGAUGACGGCGAGCGGCUAAUAGCUGUCCAGUUCAUGUCUGUCUUAUUACGAUGGUAUACCCACAGAAUAUCUAUACAUGCUACUGAUGAGGGCUUCCUAGAUCUUCGCGAUCGACUGAGGUUUCUUGAUAUCCGAC
Messenger RNA from Laetiporus sulphureus 93-53, 1669 nucleotides. RefSeq lists its product as uncharacterized. Gene Ontology annotation, cellular component: plasma membrane. Gene Ontology annotation, biological process: cellular response to pH. The record is from RefSeq and is a predicted model, not a curated record. Lineage: Eukaryota; Fungi; Basidiomycota; Agaricomycetes; Polyporales; Laetiporaceae. The transcript is spliced from 6 exons. The coding region runs from base 16 to 1494 and encodes 492 amino acids.